AUGGUUGUUGUCGCGUCUGGACAAAAUGUGACAGAGGUACAGCCACAACUUGAUGUGAUUGUUAAAUGUCCUGGAACGGGAGUAAUUGUUACUGGGAUUGCUCCUCCAGAGUCAGGAUUUGACUUCUACAGUCGAUAUUUUAGUCCUAAAUUUGGAAUCAAUGAGGAUCCUGUUUGUGGAAGUGCACACUGUGGCUUGGUACCCUAUUGGAGCAAGAAGCUGGGAAAGUGUGAUUUUAAGGCUUAUCAGGCAUCAGCUAGAGGGGGAGUUCUUGAUGUUCAUCUUGAUGAGCAGAAACAAAGAGUGUUUUUGCGCGGGAAAGUUGUUACCGUGAUGGAAGGGUUUGUUCUGGUCUAG
Molecule: messenger RNA, 357 nt
Organism: Vicia faba (fava bean)
Lineage: Eukaryota; Viridiplantae; Streptophyta; Magnoliopsida; Fabales; Fabaceae
Source: the annotation of a GenBank genome assembly